This is a messenger RNA of Debaryomyces tyrocola, 183 nucleotides long. The record is from the annotation of a GenBank genome assembly. NCBI's taxonomy places the organism in Eukaryota, Fungi, Ascomycota, Pichiomycetes, Serinales, Debaryomycetaceae.
AUGAUUAUUCAUAGUUGCAUGAAAUACACUUCGUUAAACUCUACUGAUAUGAUUUGUAAAAGUUGCAAAAAUGCAUUUCCGCAUUAUGAUAAAAAUGAUCCUAUUAUGAUUCUAAUGAGUAAUUCGAAAUCAUUAUUGCUAAGACACAAUAUUGACAAAAAUUGGAAAUCAGAUGUAAUAUAA